GACAGUGUUUUGAGCCUCAUCCUACCUUUCCGAACCCUCAAAACCACUCGACAAAGGAGGGAGAAGAGAUUAAUUCAGCUGCUGUCCUUCAGGGAUUAGUCCAUAGCUCAGUGGUCAAGCAUUUGCCUCGCAAGCAGAAGGUCCCUGGUUCCAUUCCCAGCAUCUCCAGGUCAAGCUGAAAUGGGCUCCUGACUGAAAUCCACAAUCAGUAGCAACUGAAACACACCCCAUCACUCUUCCAAACAUUCUUGCUGCAACUCAGCAAUGCCAGGUUAGUAGAACUUUCAGGAAUUCGGUGUGGGGACAGAUGGGAUCAGAUAUACCUUCCCCAUCUCCAUGCUCAUGCUCCUUGGUUUGACAGUAGAAGAUCUGUUUGACAUGCAGAAGUUCCUAAGUUCAAUCCUGAGCAUCUCCAGCCAGGGCUGGGAGAGAUCCCUGCCUGGAAGGCUGGAGAACUGCUUCCAGUCAGUGUAGACAAGACUGAGCUAGAUGCACCUAUGAUCUGACUCAAUAUAAGGCAGCUUCCUUUGUUUCUAAACCUUCUCCAGCUCUAGAAGUCCUUUUGCUGGAGUUCUCCCUCCUCCCCAGUCACAACCACAAGCAGUCUUGGUUUCUAGGGCCAAAGCUGUGUUUCCCUCCCAUUAAGAAGUUAGGAAACAGCUUAGAUUUAUAGCUUCUCGGCCUAUUGGUUUGUUGCACAGAAGAUUCCUCACAUAAGAGCUGCUGAUGCACUAUCUAUCUAUUAUCUAUCAUCUAUCUAUCUAUCUAUCUAUCUAUCUAUCAUCUAUCAUCUAUCUAUCUUUCUAUCUAUAUCUAUGUAUCAUCUAUCUAUCUAUCAUCUAUCUAUCUAUCUAUCUAUCUAUCUAUCUAUCUAUCUAUCAUCUAUCAUCUAUCAUCUAUCAUCUAUCUAUCUAAUCUAUCUAUCUAUCUAUCUAUCAAUCAUCUAUCUAUCUAUCUAUUCCACUGCAUCUCAGCUUCAGCAAAACAUAAUUUCCACCAUCAAAUGCCUUUUUUUAUACAUCUUCUGAAUGCAACCUCUCAAUGUGCGUGGACAUAAUUCUCCUUGUAUGAUACUGAAGUGUCCUUCCAGCCUCAAGUGCACCACUGAUAGUAAGAAUAUAAGAGGAACCCUAUUGAAUCAGACCAAAGUCCUAUCUAGUCUAGCAUUCUGUUCUCACAACGGUGAACUGGAUGCUUCUGGGGAGCCUCUAUGCAGGAUCUGAUCCUCAUGAUUCCCAGCAAAUGGCAUUCUGAUGCCCAUUGCCUCUGACUCUGGAGAUGACAUAAUGUUCAUGACUAACAGCCAUUGACUAUAGUAAAUUCUAUUUCACUGCACCUGAACCAGGGCUGUUAAACUUUAAAUUCUGUGACAGAAAGCUGAAAUGCCUAAACAUCUGCUGAUGUUCCAGAAUUUCAGAGGUUUUGUUUCCACAUUCCUGCUUGAACAGCGCAUCAGGGCUGCCAUGAAGGAAAACUGAAAACAGGAUACUCACCACUGAUGCCAUAAUAACGAUGGUAGGAUUGGAUCCUUCCUUGUGUUCCCAUUCAUGCUUUAAAGGUCUUUGCUACAAUAUUUGCUGAUGAAAUUCAUUGGCAUCUAAAGCACCUGAACGUUGGAAGAGGCAGUGAUGGCCAACUCAAAAGGCUUUAAAAGAGAAUUAAACAAACUCCUGGAGGAGAAGGCUACUAUCCAUGGCAAAUAUCUUCUUCUACCUUCACUGUUGGAGGUAUGGAGGUGGAGUGAGUGUUGCUGUGCUCAUGUCCAGUUUGUGGGUUUCCUACGGGCAUCAGGUUGGCCACUGAAAACAACAACAACAACAGGAUGCUGGCCUAGAUGGCCUGAACCAGCUGGCUGAACUUAUGUUCUUAUACAGUGGUACCUCGAGUUACAAACACCUCAGGUUACAAAUGCUUCAGGUUACAAACUCCACUAACCUGGAAGAGUUACCUCGAGUUGAGAACUUUGCCCCAGGAUGAGAAUGGAAAUCGUGUGCCGGCAGCACAGUGGCAGCAAGAGGCCCCAUUAGUGUAAGCACAUCUCUAGUUAAGAACAGUUUCAGGUUAAGAACAGACCUGAAAGGGAUGAAUUUAUAAAGGCAGUGAGGAUGAACAGUGGGUGAAAUGCUGAUCUUAGAGAGAUGGCUGAUAUAAACCAGAGGUCUCAUAGAUUUGGGAUGUAACUCUUUUGGGAAAGGCAGAAACUCAUCAACAUAGAAUCUGUUGAAUCCAGAAGGUCCCAGGUUCAAUACUCAUCAUGUCCAGGAAUGGAUGAGUGAAACCUGUCUGAACUGCUGCCAGUCAGUGUAGAACAGGGAUGUCCAACAGGUCGAUCCUGAUCUACUGGUAGAUUCCCAGGAGGUUUAGGUAGAUCAGAGUUGAUCGCUGGGUCCCUUUCCUUGUUGUUGUUGUUGUUUAGUCAUUUAGUCGUGUCUGACUCUUCGUGACCCCAUGGACCAGAGCAUGCCAGGCACUUCUGUCUUCCACUGCCUCCCGCAGUUUGGUCAGACUCAUGCUGGUAGCUUCGAGAACACUGUCCAACCAUCUCAUCCUCUGUCGUCCCCUUCUCCUUGUGCCCUCCAUCUUUCCCAGCAUCAGGGUCUUUUCCAGGGAGUCUUCUCUUCUCAUGAGGUGGCCAAAGUAUUGCAGUCUCAGCUUCAGGAUCUGUCCUUCCAGUGAGCACUCAGGGCUGAUUUCCUUCAGAAUGGAUAGGUUUGAUCUUCUUGCAGUCCAUGGGAGUCUCAAGAGUCUCCUCCAGCACCAUAAUUCAAAAGCAUCAGUUCUUCGGCGAUCAGCCUUCUUUAUGGUCCAGCUCUCACUUCCACACAUCACUAUCCCUUUCCUUAGCAUUGUUUAAAAAGAAUCCUGCCCGCCCCCUCGCUCUGCCCUCCAUUGUUGCACAAUCUGCAGAAUAGAAGACAGUAUUUACUCAGUGAGGCUGUUUGUUUCCCUGAGUGGGUUUCCUCUUUCUCCCUUAAAAUGGCCAGCAGCUUAGCCAUGAACCCCCCCCCCCAAAUUGGGGCUUUCUUCCUCGCUAAGAAAAAGUUCAGCAACUUUGACCUGAAUCUGCCAGUUUUUAAUUCUGUGAGUAGAUUGCAGCCUCUUCGGAGCUGGCCACAAUACUGAACCAGAAAACCUCUCAGACAAGUGGAAGUGAGGAUGAGCCCUCAGUAUAAGAGAACUUCCUAUGAUCCUGUGACUUUGUGGAACUUACACUAGAGGUAAAAUGCAUCCAGCUGUUUAUUAAUGAAAACUUAGUGCCUCUAGGAAAAAAAUGAAAGUUUAUAAUAUAGACACUCUGGGGAGGUUGCUUUGGUACUCACCAGCUAAUAAUAUUUGAUUAGGCUUUACUUCAAAUGUGGAUUUACUAGGAUGUCAUCUUAGCAAUCUAGAACUGCUUCAAGGUCCAGUAGUUUUGCCUCAUCAGGUAGCGAUGCAGUCACCAGGAGCGGGAGAAAUGCAAAUAGGAAAAAAUGAUGGAGAGUCAUUCAUGUAAUGGAAAAAGCUGGACAAAGUAUCAAUGGAAGGAUGUGUGAAAGACAGGGAGAGGCUUGUUCCAUUUUUGAAGAAGGAAAAGAAGGGGAUAAAAAAAAGGAGGAACCGUAAAAGCAGGGGAUGGCUAACCAUUGUACAGAGCAUUGAAAAGGAUGCAAUUGUCUUCUGCUUGAAACUUGCAGGUUUUUGUAGCACUCCCAAAAUAUGGGAAACCAGCUGAGGGUGGGACAAAAAGAAUGGUGACUCUAGCUUCACCUCUUUUAAAAGCACGGUUUGCUCUAAGCAAUUUUGCUUUUCUUAUCACUGUUUGGCCAAAGAAUUCUGGGACCUGUAGUUUGCUGGGGGUGUUGAGACUUGUUGGGACAUCCCUAUUCCCUUCCCAGAGCCACAGUUCCCCAAGCUCACUGGAAAGAGGAAUUGACUAUGAAAUCACUCUGAGAACUGAUGCUGUGUGCAGGAAGGGGAAGGGGUCUCCUAGCAACUCUUAGCACCUUUAACAAACCACAGCUCCUAGAAUUCUUUGAGGGAAUCCUCAAUCCUGUUUAAAGUAGUAUCAUAGUGCUUUAAAUGUUUGGUGUCAGUUUGGGUCAAGUCUAGAUAGGUUAGGCCAAGGCCAGGCAAGGAAAACCCAGAAAAGGUUUUGUACAGGAGUCUUUUCCAGCUUUACGUAGAGAUUCCAGAAGCUGAACCUGAAAUCAUCGUCAUGCAAACCAUUUGCUGUCUGUCCUUUCCCCUGCAUGCUUUAAUGGUCUCACCAUAAAGAGCAGCAGAAGUUAUCUAAGCAUCUUCUUUGGCCAAAUCUUGGCUGAUCUUAGCAGUCUGUUUCACCCCAGAGAUUCUUGCCACCACCACUCCUCCUGACCCCAGACCCUAGGAGGCCCUUAAGACCUCGUCUUCCAGACAAGGGCUGCAAGCAAGGCAGGCAUUUUACAUGCAGAAAGAGUCAACCCAGAAUCAACAGCUGUCUCCAUGCUAGCACAGGAGGCCAUAAAAAAGAGAAAAAGAACCCAGCACCUCAUUUCUGGUGACAAAAAUGGUAACGAAGAAAAACGAAUGCCACUGAAUUAAUCUACUCCCCUGACAAAGAUUGCAGUAAAUGAGGGAAAUGGCCUGGCAGGAAAAUUAACCCAUAUUCUCAUUAUACUGUUAAGUGGCCUUUUCAGAUGCUGCUGCACUCAGCUGAUAGUUUACAAUUCAAAAAUGUGCAAACGAUACCAGCAUACACUGGCAAUGCUUUUAUUGCUGAACGCUGCAUAUGGAUCGCCCUCCCAAAAUACACACACACACAGAGAGAGAGAGAGAGAGAGAGAGACCAGCUUUUGCAACUGCUUCUUGUAAACAGACCGAGAGAUGCUUGUUUGCCUGCAGACUUGGGACUGUUAAAUUGGCUUAUUCCAGAAAAAGGGACAUUUUCUUUGGCCUCCGCAACCCAAGCACCACGGUAGCCAUUUGCAAAGCGGGACUCUGCAAAAGAGCCGCCACGUUCUGAAAGAUGAAUGAUAUGGUGGAUGGUCCUUAUUCAAUGUGGAGCAAAUCUAGGUCUAAGUACCAGAUGGCAGAGCCGAACACAGAAAAUCCGUAUGUGUGAUGGCGGCAAGGGACAGUCAUUGACAUACUUGCUUUUCUGGCCAAAUGCCUCAACAGAUGCAGAGAUUUUACAUGUUAACGUUUCAAUAUGCCACUAAAGCCCAGGAGGAAAGUUGGAGGCAAGAAGCAAAGGUGAUUUAAAGUGACAGGGGAGAAAUGCGACUCAUUUCUCCCACUAAGCUAGGUGAUUCUUUCUAGGGAGUUGCAGGUCAAAUUGGGCCCUCAAUAUUUUUUUUUAAUUGCUGUUGUUGUUGUGUUCACAGCCCACUGGUUAGGCAACCCAAAAACUAGAAUUCAUGGGCAUCCAAUAAGAACAUAAGAACAUAAUAAUAGUCUGCUGUAGCAGGCCAAUGGCUUCCUGCUGUUUUCAGUACCACAUACCCUGAUGUGCCAGAACCACAGAUACUGAGUGCAUGGAUUUUUGCACCCCUGUCAUUUGUAGCUUCUGGCUAUGUUUGUUUGUCAGGGCACUUUCUCAAAAGCUACCGUAGGAAGCAAAGUUUCUUUGUGCUGUGCUCAGUGAAUGAAAGAAAGCUAAGGCGCAGAAAUUUGCUGGCCAAACAAAUUAGUGUCUGUGAUAAGGUUCUCUCCACAAAUUUUGCCACUGGGAUGCACAGGGGAGCUUAAAUUAUGAUUUUCUGUGUUCUCGUAAUGACAGAACAUAAUAAAUUGGAGACGCAAAGUGUGAGGCGAUGUGCAUUUUUGUUUCAUGAUCACUCCACUAAACUUAGCCCAUCCCAUAUCUGACCUCAGGCUAACUCCUUAGGGGGCAAGAAUAUAUUUCUAAGCUAAUUGGGUUUCAGCCAAAACAAAGGGGGGGGGGAGAGAAGAAACCUUUUUGUUUUGUUUUGUCCUACCAAGCAAAUUAUUCACGUUUAUGGAACAAAAUAAAAAUUGAAAUAAAUAACUACUGCAAGCUUUGCACUUUCAUCCAGCCCUGUAUUAUACUUUUAGCAGAGCCUUAUUUCUCCCCACUCACCUGCUUCACUUUGGAAAAUGUCAUUACUUAAGUGGGGGAAAACUUACGCUGGCUUAUCAUGGUUGCCAUUUCAUUGCUAUUACAGUGGUACCUCGGGUUACAGAUGCUUCAGGUUACAGACACUUCAGGUUUCAGACUCCAUUAACCCAGAAAUAGUACCUCGGGUUAAGAACUUUGCUUCAGGAUAAUAAUAAUAAUAAUAAUAAUAAUAAUAAUAAUAAUAAUAAAUUUUAUGUAUAUCCCGCCCUCCCCAGCCGAAGCCGGGCUCAGGGCGGCUAACAACAAUAAAUGGAUGAGAACAGAAAUCGCGUGGCGGCAGCGGGAGGCCCCAUUAGCUAAAGUGGUGCUUCAGGUUAAGAACAGUUUCAGGUUAAGAACGGACCUCCAGAACAAAUUAAGUUCUUAACCCGAGGUACCACUGUACUGACCAUGGGUGGUGUCCAACACUAGUCCUACUCAGAGUAGGCACACUGAAUUUAGUGGACAUGGCUAUCUUAGGGCUAUUCAUUCUACUCUGGGUAGGAUUUCGUUGAACGCAAACCCAUGCAUUUCAUUCUUAUGGGAAACAGCCAAUAGCUUAAUGGUAGAGCAUAUGUCUUGUAUGUUGGUCUCAGGUUCAAUUCCUGAUAUCUCCAAGAAAUUUGCUGCCAGUCUGUAUAGAGAAUACUGAGCUGGAUAGGCUUUGUAUAAGGCAGCUUCCUAUGUUCCUGUGCCGGUAGAUUAUUAGGGGUUAUUAAUGUGAGAGACUAGGCAAUUAUAGUAUGUCUUAAACUCCUGUAGAAAUGAAUGGUGCAUUAUUAUCUAUCACCUAGAGCAGGCAUGGCCAAACUCGGCCCUCCAGAUGUUUUGGGACUACAAUUCCCAUCAUCCCUGACCACUGAUCCUGUUACCUAGAGAUGAUGGGAGUUGCAGUCCCAAAACAUCUGGAGGGCCGAGUUUGGCCAUGCCUGACCUAGAGAGUCUCAUCUUUUCCUUUCUUCAGGAUACAUCACAAAGGAAGGGAAUGCCCAAGAAACACACACCAACACACCCACACACCCACACACAGAGGGCAGAUCUACACUCGUGGUUUUUAAUGCUAAGGAAGUGUAAAGGAAUUGUUUUGAUAACCGUAUGGACACAUGACACCCAACUUUUAAUGUUCACAAUGUGUUAUUAAAAUGUGACACCAGAGGGCACUGCAGAGCAACCGGAAGAAGGAAAACUGUUUUCACGGGGGGGGGGGGGGGCACAAAGGUAAGAAACGCUUCAUUUUACAAGUAUGCCCUGUGGCCCUGUGAUGUUUUAGAAUGAUCUAUCUAAUAUCGUUCUAAUAACGUUAAAUAGGUCAGUGUAGAUCCAAUGAGAGAGAGAGAGAGCGCCUUAUCAUGAUCUAGCUUUGGCCUGUUGUCAACAGUAGCAAUAAUUCUAGCCUUAUUUUUUGUAUAUAAUAUAGCAUGCAGCUGGUGAAGGUAGUUUAAAAGCAUGAUUUAGGACUGCAUGGAACCUGCCCCACAGUUUUCUGCCUUUCUGAAUGGUGGCAUUACAUGCUCGGGAAACUUACCCAUAUACGAGAGGUUUGCAAUGCUUAGCUACAUCAUUGUUGCACACUGUAUCUGCUGCAUCAUUCAAAUUCAGCCUGAUUCUGAACGAUACCCCCCAUUCAGAAGCCCAGAUCUCUGUAUAAAGUGGAAUGGAGGUCUGAAUAGCUGUGAUACAUCACCUGCACAAGACAGACUGCCAAUAGUUUAGCUGCACAUCAUGCUUGCCAUUUUGAUGCACAGAAACUUGGUAAAACUGGUAUGAUAUUGUUGGUCACUGACAUGCAUCGUUAAGUUGCAUGCAAAUAAUAAUAAUAAUAAUAAUAAUAAUAAUAAUAAUGUACUGUUGAGUUGAGUGUAAAUGCAGUCUCCCCCUUUUCAACCACCCCAAUGGCUCUGAUAAUAUUCUUGCGCCUCUUCUUUCACAGCAGUAAAACACAACAGCAAUAGGUGAUAUCCAAUGUGGACAGCAGAAAAAGCGUGUUCUCCUUCAUGGAGAGCACGUGUUGCGGUGGGGUCUGCUGAGCCACCCCUCUGUUACCAGGCAGGGUCUCUAAAGAUGGCCUGGGGCAGUGAUUGGUUCACUGGGUUGCUGGGGUAAAAGUUACGUUGCAAUUGUGGUGGGAGGGUAAAAUGUUUAAAUACUCUGCACGCAGCCUGGAGCUUUCUUUGCUGCGUGCAUCGGAUCACCCGCCCACCCGCCCUUGAGUAAGGGGCUGUUGCAUUGACCUUGCUAUGCCUGUCAUGGGGUCGUCUGCCGUUGGGGCAGGGGCCUGGUAGAAAUUUUGUCCAUCUGGCUGAUUGGCUGGGCCAUUUGGUUUUUGCCUACUGCGUAGCAAAUCGUCACAACUUGUAAGGUUGCGGUUAGGCAUUGGUUGUAAAUUGGUGGAGGAGGGGUUAGGAUAGGCUGGGCCUGCCCCUCCAUGGUUGCUGCGGAAAGGGAAUUCCAUUAAAGGAAUCCUGGGGCUUGCCAUCUUUUCGUCCAAUCCCUGGAAUGGGACUAGGGCCGGCAAGCCUUCGGGGAGCAUGCGGAUGAGAAUUGAGGGUCUGUGACUCAGCUCCAUUUCUCCCCGACUUGCUUUCCCCCGCACUGUCUUUUGGUGGUGCCCAGAAGUCAGUUCUGUCCCCAGGCGGGGGGACAGAUAGUCUUAACCAAUGCCUAAACAACCACUCACGGUUUUGUAUUUAAAUAUAGUUGUGGCCAAAAUUAUGCCAAAAACCUUAAACAAAAAUUAAGUGUGCAUUGUGAGUUAUUUGGGGGGUGGCUUGGGGACCUCGACACGCAACCAUGCAUAUUUGUGGCAAGCAUAGUAUACCAUAUUGUAACCAAGUGCUGGGAAUGUAAAGAGUAACGUUUUGCAUGCUAUGCAUAACUCAGAAAUUUCAUAGUGUGUUGCAGAGAAGAAUUUUCUGACAGCAGCAAAUGAAUCUACCAUAUUAAAAUGCAGUUCAUUAAAUUGCUGGUCUCUGUUUUACCACGAAGAAUCUUUCAGUGCACAACCUCUAAUUUGCAUCAGUACCACCAACCACUCCAAUGCAAUGCACCGGCUUCAUGUACCUUUCCACAGAUUAAUGGGGGCAUAAUGGCUUGGCCUACACUGAAUUUUUGAGCACAAACAUAUGGGGAAUUCAAGGAGAUGCAUCUUCACAAUACUAUUCACAUACAUCUCUUUUUGUACAUUGUUCUCGCCUUCUGUUUUUGCGUGCAAGCUCUUAAGGUUACCCCCAGUAAGGGAUUAAAGAGUCAGUAUUGCACCUCCUAGGGACUUGGGUGGCGCUGUGGGUUAAACCACAGAGCCUAGGACUUGCCGAUCAGAAGGUUGGUGGUUCGAAUCUCCGCGACAGGGUGAGCUCCUGUUGCACGGUCCCUGCUCCUGCCAACCUAGAACAUCAAAGUGCAAGUAGGUAAAUACGUACCGCUCCGGCGGGAAGGUAAAUGGAGUUUCCAUGCACUGCUCUGGUUUGCCAGAAGUGGCUUAGUCCUGAUGGCCACAUGACCCGGAAGCUGUAUGACGGCUCCCUCAGCCAAUAAAGCGAGAUGAGCGCCGCAACCCCAGAGUCGACCACGACUGGACCCAAUGGUCAGGGGUCCCUUUACCUUUAUUGCGCCUCCUAGAGUGUUUUGUGUUUUUUUUUAGUCUGAGCAUUUGCCCAGUGUAAGAGGUCUUCUGAUGCAUGCAAAUUUUGUGUGUGAUUCCUCCUCCAUCUCUAGUUUUGAACUCCUCCAUCCUUAUCCCACAGCAUCGUUUGGGAGCUAUUUGCUUCUUUUAACAUGCUGUUUUUACUUUGUUUUAAUGUUUUGUUGGUUGCCAUCCUGGGCUCCUUCAGGAUGAAGGGUAGCAGAUAUUUAUUUAUUUAUUUAUUAAAUCAUCAUCACCAUCAUCUGCCACCAGAAAUUGAUUUAAAUGGUGUUGUGAGUGGGGUGGGGGACCCCCCCCCCAAAAUUUUUUGUGCAUCCACGUCUAAACUUGCCCUUGUCUAAAAUGCAUUUAUUGGUGUGUGUGUGUGUGUUUUCUUUUUUGCACUCAUUAUUUUGGCACUCACUCUGCUUCUGAUAGGAAGUACUCUACAGGGAAGGGGCAAAAUGUGGGGGGGGUCAAAGAGGGUCAGCUGGGGGAGUGAGAAAUGUCCCUAUUUUCAUCUGAGGAAGAGUAUGGUCUAAUUGGUGGGUACAUUCUAAUUCUACCCCAGGUCCCUUGCCCGUGAGUCAGUUUUGCCCUGCAAUGAAUCCCGUCAAAGAAACUUUGGCGCAGAAUCAGAUCGAAAACCGGCUCUAUCCUGCAGUCAGUUUGUGGCUUCCUCUGCUGCUGCUGCUGCUGUUGUGGCUUUGUUUAAUGUUUGUACCUCUAGGCCAUUUUAUGUUUUGAUCAUUCAUCCAUUUUUAUCUUUGAUUUGUCUUAUUACUGUUUUCAGCUGUUCUUAUUUCCCCUGCGUCACCUCGGCUAUUUGUUUAGAAAGGCGACUCAUCAGUUCCUAUAGAAAUAAGCAAAUAAAAUAAAAUGAGUCAUUCCCAUUCCGUACAUCCAGAAUGCAGGCUGAUGUGGCAUACAUAUAUUCUGAGAGUGUUUUUUCUCUGUUCCACGGAAUCGCAUCUUUCACUCCUAGCUUUUUGUUUUGUUUUCUCUUCCCCCUCCCAACUCGUCUCUCUUUGUUUUUCAUAUUUCUGUUUUAGCGUGAUUAUACUCGCAAAGGAAGCCUCUGUUGUGUCAGCAGGAUAGCAUGCCAAAUUAACUGGGGAAAUCAUAGAAAAUUGCCCCCACCCCCUUUCAUUCAAAGGUUAUUUGCUCUGUUUAAUGGAGGAAGAGAACCCUGGCCCCAUUCAGUCCCAUUAAAGCUGCUCUCUUUCCCCCAAAAUGCCCUAAGGCAGUCAGAAAAAGGACCUUGAUUGGCAUUUGGAAUGCCCCAUUAUCCUGGCAGUGAGCUGGCAUCUCCCCAGUUGGCUCAAAUUAACAUAUCCCAGGGCAGCAGAAGUUAUCAUACUCCUUGCUAAAGCAAUUCACUGUUUUUUUGGAUGGCAUUCAUGGUAACAGAUUUUCCCAGCCAGUCCCCUGCCAAAGGGGUUGAGGAGGCUUAAAUAAAUAAAAAAUAAAAGCCUGAAAGCUUGUCAUUCUCUCGAUGGAAGUUCAUCUUUCCUGGGUUCAACCGGAUCCAUCCCAGCCUCUGAAAAAAAUAUAAAAAAGGGGGGAGCAGUAAACAAAGUCACAGAGCUUUGAAAGACAUUGCUGCGAUUUCCAUUAUUCGCCUGGCAUUUGCUGGGAAAGAGGCUGGGCUUUUGUACGCAAGGCCACUCUGGGUAAUGGGAUAAUAGUGUCUUUCAAUUUGACCGUGCGUUUCGUUCCAAAAGAGCCCAGAGUGCUUUGCAAAUGGGAGGCACAGUGGAAUUGGACAUGGCAGCUGUUAAGAGCCAAAACGCAGCGAAGGCAUUGAGCACACAUGUCUAAUUUUAAGAAGGCGUUUGACAGCUUUUAUAGGAAAUGCCACGCAGCUGGAUCCACAACUCAGUUAAGCUGAAAGACUUGGUAUUUCUUUUGUGCCCCGUUACAGGACAAACGGAUCAUUUUUUAAUGGCUGGUAUCCCUGUGUGCAUUCAUGGCUAUAUGACUGCCCUGGCAAGUGAGGAUUUAUAUGGGUGAAUGCAGUUGCCAGUUUUUGAAACAUAUUCGCCUUAUAGGGGGAAACUGAAGCAAGGCAUGGCAAAAGUCAGGGUAAAUCCAGUAGCAUCCACCAGGGGAAACUUGGUGUAUUGUGAACGGACCCUGGUAGGUGUAGGUCAUGAAACCCCUAGGAAAAUGUAUUCGUUGGGCAGAUUUGGAGUGCCACCAGUUUUGAGAUCCAGAUGAUAGAUUUUUUGGAGAAGGGCCACAGCCAGUGCUUUAUAUGGGGGGGGGGGGAGAUGAGGUGCUAGUAUGCACCUUCUCCCUUCUCCCCUUAACCUGCCACUUCCUCCUCCACCACCACGUCCUUCUCCCCCGCUCCCAGUGCUUUGGUGUGACCCACCAAAGCAGGUCCACCACAAAGUGCCAUGGCUAGAACAGCCAUUUCCUUGACAUGCAGGCCGUUCUAGCUGCAGCACUUUGUGCUAAAGCAAAGCAGUCUCCUCUGUGCAUCAGCUGAUGGGCAGGAGUCCAAUCCUGCUUUGUGCUUCAGAAGCUGUGCACCUUUCAGCAGAGCAACACCCUUGCCUGCCCCACAUAUGACAAGGACAAUAAAUAUAUCGUAUAUAUCGUAUAUUAUUAUAAUUACAUUGCUAUCCCACCUUUUCCUCCAAGGAGUUCAGGGUGGUGUAUAUGGUUCUCCUAGCCUCUCCCUUGAAUCCCAAUCACAAACCCUGUGAGGUAGGUUAGGCAGAGAAACAGUGACGGUCCCACGGUUACAAACCCCACAAGUGUCCCUUUUUCCAGGGACGUCCCUGAUUUGGAGAAGCUGUCCUGGUUUCUGAUUUGAUCCUAGAAUGUCCCACUUUUCCUUAAGAUGUCCCUAUUUUAAUCAGAAAAAUGUUGUAGGGUAUUGAGUUAUCCGACACCUGAGCCAUCUGAAGGCAGCCCUGUAUAGGUAAGUUUAUAAUGCUUAAUGUUUUGUUAUGUUUUUAUGUAUGUUGGAAGCCACCCAGAGUGGCAACCCAGUCAGAUGGAUGGGUAUAAAUAGUAAAACUAUUAUUAUUAUUAUUAUUAUUAUUAUUAUUAUUACAGUGGUACCUCGGGUUACAUACGCUUCAGGUUACACACGCUUCAGGUUACAGACUCUGCUAACCCAGAAAUAGUGCUUCAGCUUAAGAACUUUGCUUCAGGAUGAGAACAGAAAUCGUGCUCUGGCGGUGUGGCAGCAGCAAGAGGCCCCAUUAGCUAAAGUGGUGCUUCAGGUUAAGAACAGUUUCAGGUUAAGAACGGGCCUCCAGAACGAAUUAAGUACUUAACCCAAGGUACCACUAUAUUAUUAUUAUUAUUAUUAUUAUGAUGAUGAUGAUGAUGAUGAUAAUGAUGAACGUUCCUAUUUUUAUCAGAGAAAUGUUGAAGGGUAUGAGGUUAUCUACCAAUCACCAUGGCUGUUUGCUCAUUUGAACCCAGGGCCUAAUCCAACACUCUAGGUAAAAGGUAAAAGGUAAAGGACACCUGGAUGGUUAAGUCCAGUCAAAGGUGACUAUGGGGUUGCAGCGCUCAUCUCGCUUUUAGGUUGAGGGAGCUGGCGUUUGUCCGCAGACAGCUUUCCGAGUCAUGUGACCAGCAUGACUAAACCACUUCUGGUGCAACAGAACACCAUGAUGGAAACCAGAGCACACGGAAACGCUGUUUACCUUCUUGCCACAGUGGUACCUACUUAUCUACUUCCACUGGCAUGCUUUCAAACUGCUAGAUUGGCAGGAGCUGGGACAGAGCAACAGGAGCUCACCCCGCCAUGGGAUUCAAACUGCCAAGCUUCCAAUCGGCAAGGCCAAGAGGCUCGCCUGCCUGCUCUCAGGGUGUGGCCCAGCGACGCCGACCACACCAACCCACCCGUCGGUCGAUCUCCAACACUCUAACCAUUGCAUCACACCAUUUAUGUAUGUUAUCAGAUGCAAUGUGCAGGGCAACGGGAGUGGUUUACUCAAAAUGGCCCAAUGGGGAAGCCUGGCAGGCCACAACUGGCCUACGGGCUCGAGUUCCCCUACCCCUGCUCUGAGUGUUUAUCCUCUCCACACACAUACACACCACUCUGCUGGUAUUUAAGACUACAGAUUAGCUGAACGAAGAGAGGAAAGGGCUGCUUGCAGGAAGGGUGUGGUUGGGACUGCAGAGCUGCAGAGUAUUUGUCUACAAUCUACUUGAGAAGAGCCUUGCUAACUUUCCCUCUUCUACCCAUCUUUUAAAAGUUCAGUCCCAUUUGCCAACUGUGCUGCUGGAUGUGUGGAAAAAAAUUAUAGCCCCCUUUGAAAGCUGUCCAAAAGGGUUAGCAUGGGGAGGAGAUGCUUCUCCAUCUCAUAGGCUCUAGCUAUUCCACCCCAUACCUCCACUUUUGCAAAUGCACCAUUAGCUGUUUUCCCAAGAGGGCAAGAUCUCCCAAACUUCUGAGUUCAUUGAUCCUUUGAUGAGCUUAUAAAGUCACCAUUGACUCAAACACAAAUUUGUAGGAAUGUAAAUGAAAUAAGGUCAAGAAAAACCAAUGUAUAUUUGACAUUUAUUAAUUCUCAGUCAUAAUAUAUAUAUAUGACAUCAGGUAAUCUUUUCAACACCUACAGAAAAAAAUAUUUUCAGGCAUACCCAUCCAGUCAUGCAGAAUGUUGAUAUGUGCAUUAAUCUUGCAUUGAGCUUAUUGUUUAUUUCUUUAAAAAAUAAUUUUUAAAAGUUUUAAAUAGUUGCUUUUAACUGGUUUUUGUUUUUUAAAAAUGAUAAUUUUAUUGUUUUACGCUUUCCCUAAACCGCUUUGAGGUUUUAUUACAAUCAAGCGGUAUAUCAGUCAUGCGAAAUAAGAAAUACAUAAAUAAAUGAGAAACUGCUGAAUUGUGGAAUCAUCUUAUUAAAUACAGAUUUUCCUCAAUGACAAGGGAGGUGUACAAACAACGUUCAUUACUUCUAAGGCACCUACAGUACUUCCUAAUUAAAUUGCUUGCACUAUACCUCAUGAAUUUCUUUUCCGCACCCCUUUUGUCCCUAAGUCUUUGUUCAGCCUCUCCAUAGUCCCAUAAACCCCAGGGAGAGGGGUGGGGGGGGUCAAUAUUUGGGAAACCCUGCUCUAUGGGGGUGGGGGGGUCAGGGGAUAGACAGGUGACAUUUUUGUCAUUAGUCAGAUGAGCUCUAGGUGAGAGUAGUCCUUUUAACAUUGAAAUGUCUAUGAAAGAAUGAAGAAUUUUUGGGAUUCCCCCCAAAAAAACAACAACAAAAGGCAGGGGAUAAUGAUGGUCAAGACCUAUGAAACUGGAUCAAGACCAUUCCACCUAUUCAUAACCCACAGUAGGGAAUCUUGAUUUUACCUUUAGGUAAGCGAACGUGCUUACACAAACCACAAUCAUUUGCUCUGUUUCACCACCGUAGCCCAAUUCUGCGGAUUGAGCUGCAAAUGUAAUUGUAUUUUAAGGGAAGAACUUUAAUUAGGUGGUUUGAUAUACAAUUCUGACUCAUGAUGGAUUAUCCAAGCUUUUGUAUUCAGCAAUAAUUCCUGGAACUAAGUGAUUCCAGUGGGACUAGAUUGUGCUAAUACAGUAGGUUGGUAAAUAAAUUUAGUUCUUAAUUGAAGAAGCUUCAUCUGGAAAGUCAGUUAGGUGUCCUCGUCACUUUGUUACUGUAGUGAUCCCAAAGUUUUCUAUCAGCUCCGGGAAGAGUCAUUCAGUUGCAGCAGAGCCAGUUUCAAGUUUGAGAGGACGCUUUGCAAAGUGCUGUAUAGCGGACUUACACCAAUGCUGGUGGAACUCAGAAGACUCCCCUGGUGGUUGGUGACAACCACCAUUGGGGUGUCAACUUCAAUAAAAUAUUGGGGAGGCUCCACCCCACAUAACUGAUCACAAGACACAGUGCAUGCACCCCAUUUGAAUGACAAUGCCCAUCAACUUGGGUGGGGCUGGCCUCCUCAAAUAUAUAUAUAUAUAUAUAUAUAUAUAUAUAUAUGGGGAAGGAAGAGCCCUUGGCUGCUAGGAUUUGGCUCCUAUGACUACCAUGGUCAGCGGCAACAGCAGUGCUCUGUAGACCGCAGGCAUGGUGCCAUUUUAAUUUCCCACAAUUCCCCCAAAGCAUUGUGGGAGAUGUAAAUGGUAGCUGCCUAGCACUGACUAGAGCACAGGUUUUAAAUGGCAAGCCUGGUGUGUCCCCUGUUGGGAUUGAGCUUGAUUUCCAUUUGAGAAACGCGACUUGCCUUGAAUUGUAUUUAGGGAUGUAAAAGGGCAUUACUUUCUGUUCUGCCCUGUAUUCAUCACAUACAGCCCCAAGUCUGUGUUAUUUGUCUUCCUAUCUACUGUGCUGAAACUACAUCACUUAGAUCACUUCCGGAAUUAGUUUGCAGAAUUAAUUUACAUAAUAAAUGUAAAUUAUGUUGUCCUUGUGUUAUUCCACUUCAUUCAUUCCAAUUCAAUGGAAGCACAAUGCAAAUGGGAGGGGGUGGGAGAAGGGUAAUGAAUUACAUAUUGUUUGCAGAUUGAAAGCAACAACAGUGAUUACUGAUCUUAUUCUCUGGACUGCAUUUCUGUGCCAGGCACAGGACAAAUGGGCAAACAUCACAAAGUUCUGCUCCUGAUUUUAUCAGAAUUUUCUGACAUCCCUAAUUGUACUUUAAUUGGCAUGAGAGAGAGAGAGAGAGAGAGAGAGAGAGAGAGAGAGAGAGAGAGAGUACUCACCUACCUCAGUAUUGUUUUCCUUGACUGGGAGUGCCUAUCUAGGGUUUCAGAUACAAAAUGUCCCCAGCCCUACCUUGACAUACCUGGGACUAAGCCUGAGACCUUCUGCACUUAAAGCAAAUGUUCUCCUGCUGAGAAAUGGUCCUCCACACAAAGCAGAUCUUGGGAACUUUGGGACCUUUAGAUGUUGCUAAACUAUAGCUCCCAUCAGCCCCAUCAAGCAUGGUCAUUUGCUAGGUAUGAUGUGAGUUGUUGUUCAGCAACAUCUGGAGAACCAAAGGUGCCCCACAACUUCCCUAAAGUGGUAUUAUAUGUUGGAAUAAUGCCCACCCGGGAGCAGAGCCAGCCUGCCAGGCACUCCGGGGCCAUUAAUCCAGUGGUCACUCUCUGGCUGAAACACAGGAAUUUCUCCUCAGUCCAGAGAGACGGAUGAUAAGUGAUCCCUCCCUUCUGAGAGGAACACACUAACAAACUUCUGGCAAUCCAUCACAGAAGAAUGAGGCAGUCCGUAGUCUCAGGCUACUUUAUUGAAACUGCAUUCACAAACACACGCAUGACUGUUCGUCUUGAGCAGCCCAGCUUCAGAGUCUUCGACUCAACACUGCUUCAGUCCAGAAGCGGAAGAACUCACUGUAACUCCACCCUGGUUUCACUGAGGACUGUCUGAGAACUGACUCAGACUUCCUGUCCCAUGGUCAGUAGCAUCACCUGAUGUAAACAACCAUGUUGUUCUUGCUGCUUCCUGGCAGCUUGUGGGAACUGAAAUCCCAACAUUAUAUACCAUUGUGUGCCACUCCACAAAUAUGGACCACUUAUCAGCGUCAUCUCCAACUACUCAAAAGAUUCCAUCAAUGGUGUCUCCAAAAAUUUUUGCACAUCACUUAGGAAGACAGGUGAACUAAUGCCAGUGUACUGGAAGAAGCAAAGAUCACCAGUGUUGAAGCGAUGAUUCUUCAACAUCAACUUCAUUGGACUGAUCAUGUUCUUCCCAUGCCUGAUUAUUGUCUUCCAAAGCAACUACUCUAUUCUGAACUUUAAAACGGAAAGCGUAAUGCUGGUGGUCAACAAAAGAGGUUUAAAGACUGUCACAAGGCAAAUCUUUAAAAAAAAAGUAGUAUAAACACUAACAAUUGGGAAACAAUAGCCUGUGAGUGCUCCAAUUGGACAACACCCUUUACCAAAGGUGUCAUGGGCUUUGAAGACACUUGAACUCAGGACGCAAGGGAGAAAUGUGCUAAGAGGAAGGCAUGCUUGGCAAAUCCACACCAUGAUCAACUCCCACCCAGAAACCUAUGUCCCCACUGCGGAAGGACGUGUGGAUCCAGAUUUGGCCUCCACAGUCACUUAUGGAGUCACUGUGAAGACCAUGUUCAUGGAAGACAACCUUACUUGGCUACGAGUGAUAGAAGAAGAAGAAGAAGAAGAAGAAGAAGAAGAAGAAGAAGAAGAAGAAGAAGAUUGUACAAUGCUUUUCGUCAGCUGUCAAAUACUGGAAAAUACUAGAAACUUGCUACUAAAUAGGGUAGAAUAUAUUACAGCUGGUUCACAUCUUCAUGAAAUGCUGGGGAACAAGGAUUCAGUCACCAACCAAACUUGUUAUCAGGAAUGUUUUGUCAUUGGUUCCAACACUGUAUUUUCCACUGCCACACACAAACCCCAAUUCACUCAGUGGUAAAUAGAAUACUUCCCUGUAGGAUGUCAUCAGGGGUUAGCAAUGACCUAUCAGGCUUUAUUCACCCACACCCAAAUGCUUCUGCUUUCAGCUCAAAACUACUUCUCCUUUUGAAAGGUUGUGAAAACCAGGGAGAUGAUAUUUCAACCAGGUUGCUUCUACUUGAAGUCAGUUUCUGAGAUAAAUCUCAGUAGCCCCAAAGCCUCCAGGCACCUUAACUUUGACGAUCUCAGGUUGAUUUACACAAAACACUUCAUCGUCGUAAAUCAAAAAGACACACAGGCAAUUGAUUUACACUCAGCUGUUGUUUAUGGCAUUCAGAAUGCUCUCAAGUCAGAAAUAAUCUUCUGAGAAUGGAUCCCUCUGAAUUCCAGUUGGGAGAGGCUGGAAGCCAGGACACCCACAUAACGGGAUCCCAUAUUCUAGUCAUGGUACUAAACAAAUAUCUAGCCAUGCAAAGAUUCAUUCUUCCUCCUUGCUUGCUCUUCUUCUCUGACUUCCUGUCUCCUUCCACGUCCUUCUUCUGAUAUCCCAUCACUUACUGGUCCAGCAAGUAAACUCAUUUCAUGCCAGGUCACCAGUACUAGGGGAAGAAAAAACUCCAGUAAACGUUAGAUUCUCCAAGGAUCCACCAACCACCCAACUAAUUAUGACAGCCUGUCAUGACCUACUAGUCUUCUUAGGCUCCUGAAUAAAUUUUAGCUCCUCUAGUAUCACAAGCUGUCCAAUAAAAAUCCUCCUGAUGUGACUCUACCAGCAUUUUAUUCUGCAGAAAUCAAUAGCUCUGGGGUUUCUUCUGCUAUGGACAUAAGCAUGAAAUGUGCUGAUGUCUGUGAAUCGAAACUGCUGUAAAAAGAACAGGGGAAGGGGACAUUAAAAAGUUGGCAACUGUUUGCCCCUUCCAGGGUCUAUCAUCUCUCCAGGGUACUUGCGGAUUUCUUUAGAAAGUUGGCAAAUGCAGGACUUUGAACUUGUGUUAUCAUUGCAAGGGGUGUAUAUGCAUUUGACUUCCCAGUGAACAUUUCUCUGGCACUCUGCAGCCUCCCUGGGUGGCUGUGGCUCCUUAACUGAAAAAGCCACAUGGGAGAGUUCCCUCAUUACACAUUUCUCUGGGCUUUGACUUGAAACAUAGGCUCCCAGGAAGGCAGCGGAGUGCAGCCUGAACUGGAGAGGUGAUUUCAUUGUGUGACCAGGCAGCAACCGCCCCAGCCCCCAGGGACCACCAGAAAGGAAUAAUGACUCAUGACGAUGUGUUAUGGAAUUAAAAUUUGGCCACAACUUGAUUUAACUUUCAAAUGUAGGGUCAGGGUCAGGCUUUGGGCGUCUAUCCCUCCCAGCCCCCCCAGCUGGGGGAACUGCGACACAUCAGGGUAAAUGGGAUAUGGGGGUGCUCUGCGAGACAUAAGUGUAGCAGGAAGCCCAGCCCAUAUCCCCACACGCAGGGUAGUUCACUGACAACCUUUGAGUGUAUGGCCAGUGACACCCAUCUAUAUAACCCCUUUAAGAGGGGAUGCUGGAAUCGCCUCUGCGGGGGGGGGGGGGAGUUGCCACUUCACACACCCCACCCCCCAUUUUAGGGAAUAAAAGACUAAAGGAUUCCUCCCAAGGCCUUAAACUGCCAAAGUUGUGACGAAUUGCUGCGGGGAAGACAAAACCUGCCAAUGCAGGAAAAUUUCUUCCCAGUUCUUCAACAGCAGCCAGUCAAAAGACCAUAGCAGCGCAUGCUAAACAGGAAGAAAAAGGUUAACCUGUAAACAAGAAACGUUAAACAAAGGGAGGGUUGGGUGGGUGAAGCUCCUGAGCUGGCUGCCUGGCUGCUGCCGGCUUCACCCCCUAUUUAUGAGACUGGCCCCCACCUCCCAGCAGUGUAAAUUGACUAACUGAGGCUGGGCGUGAACCUCCAAAGAAUAACACUGAGAGGCCAGCCAGCCCAUAUAACUGGUAAGUUCCCUGGGGUCUGAAGCGCCACACAUGAUUCCACAAAGGGCACCUACAUUGUCAAGUGUGAGCGCUCAUUAUGUGUGCGUUUUUUGUGUUCAUUAUAUUUUGCUUUGGAGGUAGAACCCAAAUCAAGGAAUUCAAGUGACUAGAAAUGAGAUUCUAACUAAAUGUUAGGUGGAACUUUCUGGUGGUAAGAGCUGCUCAACAGAUGGUGGUGGACUUCCCUUCAUUGGAGGUUUCAAACAGAGGUUGGAUGGCCAUCUAUCAAGGGUUCUUGAGCUGUGAUUCCUGCAUUGUAGGGGUUUGAACGAGAGGACUUUGGGUCCCUCCCAACUCUACAAUUCUAUGAUUCAGUGCUCUGGACUCUCCUUUGUUUUAACUGAUUUUAAUAUUGUAUUUUAUGCUUGUUGUAACCCACCCUGGGACCUCAUAAGGAAGAACAGCUAAGAAAUCUUGACUACCCUACUUUAUCCUACAAAUGAGUGUUGAGCUUGUUUGGAGGUUCUAGCAUGGAAGUGCAGGUAUCAUCUACCCUUGAGUGAAGAAUGGUGGGGUGGCCGUCCUCUUCCACCAGGUGCACAGCUUCAGGAAGGCUGCACAUGGGGCAGGGAGGGAGGGAGGGAGGGUGAGGACACCCACCCAGCUAGCCAGAUUAGCCAUAACAAUCCUGGUGAUCAAUGGGUGACCAGUGUCACAGCCCUAUUGUCCUCACAUCUGGUAAGGAAGCUUAAUAACGAUAAGUAUGCUUUAAACUGUUUUGAAUAUUUCAAAUAUUGUGUUUUAAUAUUGUAACCUGCCCUGGGACCUUAGGGCAAAGUGUGGGAAAACAGUAAUAAUUAUGUUAAUACAAAUAAUUUGUAGAAUGAAAACACACACCCACAAACUCACAUAUAACCCUUAAAGGUAAAGGUAAAGGGACCCCUGACCAUCAGGUCCAGUCGUGGCCGACUCUGGGGUUGCGGCGCUCAUCUCGCUUUAUUGGCCGAGGGAGCCGGCGUACAGCUUCCGGGUCAUGUGGCCAGCAUGACUAAGCUGCUUCUGGCAAACCAGAGCAGCACAGGGAAACACCGUUUACCUAUUUAUCUACUUGCACUCUGACGUGCUUUUCAUAGAAUCAUAGAAUCAUAGAAUCAUAGAAUCAUAGAGUUGGAAGAGACCACAAGGGCCAUCGAGUCCAACCCCCUGCCAAGCAGGAAACACCAUCAGAGCACUCCUGACAUAUGGUUGUCAAGCCUCUGCUUAAAGACCUCCAAAGAAGGAGACUCCACCACACUCCUUGGCAGCAAAUUCCACUGUCGAACAGCUCUUACUGUCAGGAAGUUCUUCCUAAUGUUUAGGUGGAAUCUUCUUUCUUGUAGUUUGGAUCCAUUGCUCCGUGUCCGCUUCUCUGGAGCAGCAGAAAACAACCUUUCUCCCUCCUCUAUGUGACAUCCUUUUAUAUAUUUGAACAUGGCUAUCAUAUCACCCCUUAACCUCCUCUUCUCCAGGCUAAACAUGCCCAGCUCUCUUAGCCGUUCCUCAUAAGGCAUCGUUUCCAGGCCUUUGACCAUUUUGGUUGCCCUCCUCUGGACACGUUCCAGUUUGUCAAUGUCCUUCUUGAAGUGUGGUGCCCAGAACUGGACACAGUACUCCAGGUGAGGUCUGACCAGAGCAGAAUACAGUGGCACUAUUACUUCCCUUGAUCUAGAUGCUAUACUCCUAUUGAUGCAGCCCAGAAUUGCAUUGGCUUUUUUAGCUGCCGCGUCACACUGUUGGCUCAUGUGAAGUUUGUGGUCAACCAAGACUCCUAGAUCCUUUUCACAUGUACUGCUCUCAAGCCAGGUGUCCCCCAUCUUGUAUUUGUGCCUCUCAUUUUUUUGCCCAAGUGCAAUACUUUACAUUUCUCCCUGUUAAAAUUCAUCUUGUUUGUUUUGGCCCAGUUCUCUAAUCUGUCAAGGUCGUUUUGAAGUGUGAUCCUGUCCUCUGGGGUGUUAGCCACCCCUCCCAAUUUGGUGUCAUCUGCAAAUUUGAUCAGGAUGCCCUUGAGUCCAUCACCCAAGUCGUUGAUAAAGAUGUUGAAUAAGACCGGGCCCAAGACAGAACCCUGUGGCACCCCACUAGUCACUCUUCUCCAGGAUGAAGAGGAACCAUUGAUGAGCACCCUUUGGGUUCGGUCAGUCAGCCAGUUACAAAUCCACUGAGUGGUAGCAUAGUCAAGACCACAUUUUACCAGCUUCUUUACAAGAAUAUCAUGAGGCACCUUGUCAAAUGCCUUGCUGAAAUCAAGGUAGGCUACAUCCACUGCGUUCCCUUCAUCCACCAGGCUUGUAAUUCUGUCAAAAAACGAGAUCAGGUUAGUCUGACAUGACUUAUUUUUCAGAAAUCCAUGCUGACUAUUGGUGAUCACAGCAUUCCUUUCUAGGUGCUCACAGACUGUUUGCUUAAUGAUCUGCUCCAGAAUCUUCCCUGGUAUUGAUGUCAGACUGACUGGGCGGUAAUUAUUUGGGUCCUCUCUUUUCCCCUUUUUGAAAAUAGGGACAACAUUUGCCCUCCUCCAGUCUGCCGGGACUUCGCCUGUUCUCCAGGAAUUCUCAAAGAUGACUGCCAGUGGUUCUGAGAUCACAUCUGCCAGUUCUUUUAAUACUCUUGGAUGCAGUUCAUCUGGCCCUGGAGACUUGAAUACAUCUAAACUAGCCAAGUAUUCUUGUACUAUCUCCUUAGUUAUUCUGGGCUGUGUUUCCUUUGCUGAAUCAUUUGCUCCAAAUUCUUCAGGUCGGGCAUUGUUUUCUUUAUCGGAGAAGACUGAGGCAAAGAAGGCAUUGAGGAGUUCAGCUCUUUCUGUGUCCCCUGUUUGCAUUUCACCAUCUUCUCCUCUGAGUGACCCCACUGUUUCUUUGUUCUUCCUUUUGCUACGAACAUACCCAUAAAAGCCUUUUUGUUGCUUUUAACCUCUCUAGCAAGCCUGAGUUCAUUCUGUGCUUUAGCUUUUCUGACUUUGUGUCUACACGUGCUGGCUAUUUGUUUGAAUUCCUCUUUGGUGGUUUCCCCCUUUUCCAUUUUUGUACACAUCCUUUUUAAUCUUAACUCAGUUAAAAGUUCUUUAGAUAGCCACCCUGGCUUCUUUAGGCACCUUCCAUGUUUCCGUCUCAUUGGUAUUGCCUGACGUUGUGCUUUUAGUAUCUCCCUCUUAACAAACUCCCAGCCAUCAUGAACUCCCUUUCCUUUUAGUAUUACUGUCCAUGGGAUCUCACCCAGCACUUCCCUAAGUUUUAUGAAGUCAGCUUUCUUAAAGUCAAGAAAUUGAGUCCUAGUAUGCUUGGCUGCUCCUUUCCGCUGUAUAGUAAACUUCAGAAGAGCAUGAUCACUUGCGCCUAAUGAUCCUUCCACUUCUACCCCACUAACCAGGUCAUCAACAUUGGUUAGGACCAGAUCUAAAAUGGCUGUUCCUCUUGUUGCUUCUCCCACUUUCUGGACAAUGAAGUUGUCUGCAAGGCCAGUGAGGAAUCUGUUUGACCUUAUGCUCUUGGCUGAGUUUGACAUCCAACAAAUAUCCGGGUAAUUGAAGUCCCCCAUUACUACUAUCUCCCUUCCUUUUGCAUGCUUGGCCAUCUGUUCCAGGAAGGCAUCAUCUAUGUCCUCCGUUUGGCUUGGGGAUCUAUAGUAAACUCCCACAAUGAGGUCACUGUUAUUCUUCUCUCCCUUAAUUUUGACCCAAAUGCUCUCACUUUGGCUUUGAGGUUCUAAAUCUUGGAUCUCUUCACAGGUAUACACAUCCCUGACAUAUAACGCCACUCCUCCUCCUUUCUUGUCUGGUCUGUUUCUCUGAAAUAGAUUGUAUCCCCCAUUAUUACAUUCCAAUCGUGGGACUUAUCCCACCAGGUUUCAGUGAUGCCUAUUAUGUCAUAUUUAGUUUGCUGUACCAAGAGCUCAAGCUCAUCUUGUUUAUUUCCCAUGCUUUGCGCAUUAGUGUACAGACAUUGAAGUCCAUUAAUCAUUCCCCGUGACUCUUAUUUAAGGAUUUCUCCUCCCACCACUAGGUCUGUGUGCUGUUUGCUCCAUUUGGUCUAUGACAUUUGGAUGAUCAUCUUCAUCAAUUGAUAGACUCCUACCUUCAGGAGCACUAUCUCCCUCCCCCACAUUAGUCAGUUUAAAGCCCUCCUGAUGAGGUUUCUGAGAUUUUGGCAAAAACAUUUCUCCCAACUGUUGUGAGGUGCAGCCCAUCGCUUGCCAGAAGUCCAUCUUCAAGAAACUGCAGUCCGUGAUCUAAGAAUCCAAACCGUUCCUGUUUACACCAUUUGCGAAGCCAGCUGUUCACUUCCACUAUUUUCCCCUCUCUCCCUGGGCCACGUCGUUCAACUGGGAGGACAGAUGAGAUCACAAUUUGUGCAUUUAAUUGCUUCAAUUUCCUGCCCAGAGCCUCGUAGUCUCUUUUGAUCUUCUGGAGGCUAUUGCUUGCAGUGUCAUUGGUUCCCACAUGAACCAAGAGGAAGGGGUAUUUGUCAGUGGGUUUUAUGAUUCCUUGCAGUCGUUCAGUUACAUCUUGGAUCUUAGCCCCGGGAGACAGCACACUUCCCGAGACAUCUUGUCAGGCCCACAGAUCACUGCUUCUGUUCCCCUCAGUAGGGAAUCCCCUAUCACCACUACACGCCUCCUCUUAGGUUUGGCCGGGGUUCUUCUGUGAGCUGUCCGCUCCAAGGUCGCCUGCACAUUCCCUGAGGACUGACUUUGCUGCUCGUCUUCAUAUACCUGAUCGACUGUAAUGAGGGAGAGAUCCUCAAAUGGAGUCUGCUCUUCGUCUUCCAUGCUAGGGGAGAGGACCUCAAAGCGAUUGUGUAUUUCUAAACAAUCAGAGCGAACCCUGGGCCUCCUACUUCUUUGAGUCACGUUUCUCCAUAUAUCUGGCUCCUGUGUUGGUGAACUAGCGUCCUUCUCAGGGAGUCCCCUGUCUCCUCCUUGGUGGAGACGGUGUGCUCUGUUGCUUCCAAGAAGAGCUCCAGCUCUCUAAUUCUUUGGAGCGUAGCUACACGUUCCUCCAGUUGCUGGACUUUGUCUUUUAAGAGGGCAAUCAACAUGCAAUUGCUGCAGGUAAAGCUGCCUGCAACCUUUGGCAAGAUGGCAAGCAUUGCGCAGGAACCGCAGGCGACUGCAGCUGUUCCCCCCCCUCCAUCUUGAGAACGUGUCGUUGGGGGUGGCUACAGUGGUCCUCCAUCAUAAAAAGCGUGAAGACAGGAAAAAUAACUCCCCCCACAAAAAAACCUAGGUCUUCCCCAACAAACGUUUGAGACUAGCUCCCCUAACUCUAAAGAUGGAUAAAACUGCGCGCGCCGCUAGCUGCCCUGCAAUCUCUGAUAAGCUCCUCCCACAGCUAAUCACCUGCCUCAACAGAAACCCUGCCCCCUCUGACCUUUGCACAGGGAGAGCAGCCAAUCAGUCACAAAGAAACACACACACACAAGAAAACCCUUUUUGCUCCUUCUUCAACUGCUGCCCUGCAAUCUCUGAUAAGCUCCUCCCACAGCUAAUCACCUGCCUCAACAGAAACCCUGCCCCCUCUGACCUUUGCACAGGGAGAGCAGCCAAUCAGUCACAAAGAAACACACACACACACACACACACACAAGAAAACCCUUUUUGCUCCUUCUUCAACUGCUGCCCUGCAAUCUCUGAUAAGCUCCUCCCACAGCUAAUCACCUGCCUCAACAGAAACCCUGCCCCCUCUGACCUUUGCACAGGGAGAGCAGCCAAUCAGCCACAAAGAAACACACACACACAAGAAAACCCUUUUUGCUCCUUCUUCAACUGCUGCCCUGCAAUCUCUGAUAAGCUCCUCCCACAGCUAAUCACCUGCCUCAACAGAAACCCUGCCCCCUCUGACCUUUGCACAGGGAGAGCAGCCAAUCAGUCACAAAGAAACACACACACACACACAAGAAAACCCUUUUUGCUCCUUCUUCAACUGCUGCCCUGCAAUCUCUGAUAAGCUCCUCCCACAGCUAAUCACCUGCCUCAACAGAAACCCUGCCCCCUCUGACCUUUGCACAGGGAGAGCAGCCAAUCAGUCACAAAGAAACACACACACACACAAGAAAACCCUGUUGCUCCUUCUUCAACUGCUGCCCUGCAAUCUCUGAUAAGCUCCUCCCACAGCUAAUCACCUGCCUCAACAGAAACCCUGCCCCCUCUGACCUUUGCACAGGGAGAGCAGCCAAUCAGCCACAAAGAAACACACACACACAAGAAAACCCUUUUUGCUCCUUCUUCAACUGCUGCCCUGCAAUCUCUGAUAAGCUCCUCCCACAGCUAAUCACCUGCCUCAACAGAAACCCUGCCCCCUCUGACCUUUGCACAGGGAGAGCAGCCAAUCAGCCACAAAGAAACACACACACACAAGAAAACCCUUUUGCUCCUUCUUCAACUGCUGCCCUGCAAUCUCUGAUAAGCUCCUCCCACAGCUAAUCACCUGCCUCAACAGAAACCCUGCCCCCUCUGACCUUUGCACAGGGAGAGCAGCCAAUCAGCCACAAAGAAACACACACACACAAGAAAACCCUUUUUGCUCCUUCUUCAACUGCUGCCCUGCAAUCUUUUGAACUGCUAGGUUGGCAGGAGCAGGGACUGAGCAAUAGGAGCUCACACCGUUGUGGGGAUUCGAACUGCCGACCUUCUGAUUGGCAAGUCCUAGGCUCUGUGGUUUAACCCACAGCGCCACCCACAUGCCUAUAUAACCCUUGGUCACUUUAAAUUAAGGUAAGCAUCAAAAAGUCACCAAGUCUUGCACCCAUUAGAAUGAAUUUUUCUCUACCCUUUGAUAAUUCCAAUUGCAAACUCAUUUCUUACUAAUCGAUAGGAAAUGAUGGGAGGUUUUUUGGGGGGGACACACAGGGUAAUUUUUCAGCACAGCUGUAUAAGCAAAUAGCACACCUUUCCAUUAGAGGAAUUAUUCCCCCCCAUUAAAUAAAAUCUCCACCAGGAUUCCUCUGAGAGCUGGCUGCUUAAGAUAGCAAAGGUGACAUUUCAGGACUCGCCGUUUUAAACCGGUGUCGAAAAAAUCUCCUUCAGGAUUCAUUUUGCUGACAUUCAGAGCCUCAGCCCACGAGUCUCGCACUCUCUCCCCUAAUCACUAUAUUUACCGCUGCCAGAAUGGAAUUCAAAUCCUCAAAGUGCAAAGACCUAAUAAUAAACCUAAGUGGCUAGGGGAUGCUUCUUCAACAUUAUUUCCACCUAAUUUAUAAUCAAGAUGUUCAAUUAAUAAUUUUCGGUGCUUUACACAGUGUUAAGUCAGCUGAAAAGUAUGUGAUCCCUCCCACCCUUCAUCAGCACGGACGUUUCAUUCCACCUCCCACAAUAGUGCUGAGAGAUACAUAAUAAUCCAGCCAUACCAGAACACCAUAAUUCUUUGACUGGGAAAUUGGGUGAUUUCAGAAAUAUUUAUUUUUAGGUGGGUGUAUUCCACCCAGAAAUUCAUCCCAAACUGAGCACUGUUAUGCCUCUCUGAGUUUUGUGAGAGAGUUAAGCAUGGGACAAAGGUAAUUUGCUUACCUGGGAGUAGAUCCCAAGGAUUUAUAGAGCAAUCCAAUCCCCACCCCAUAUCAUACCCUCCAAUAUUUCUCCAAUGAAAACAUGGGCUGUUAUGCAUGCAGGGACAUCCUAUUCCAUACCCUCCAACAUUUGUCUGGUGAAAAUAGGAACGUCCAUUGAAAAGCAGGACACUCUGGGAUCAAAUUAGAAACGGGGAGGCCUUCUGUAAAUCUGGGACUGUCCCUGGAAAAUAGGAACACUUGAAGGGUCCGCUGUUGUGAGAGGGAUUAGGCAGAGUCUCCACCCAGCUGUCCCAUUUCAGCUGGUCUCCUGUUGACUACUGAAAAUGCAGUUAGGAGGUGCAUCAGCUUGUGCCAGUUGAAAGCACCAAAUGGGCCUUCUGAGGUUCUAGACUCUGCUGGUUCUGCACAUGCUCAAGCCUAAACUAAUUUCAGAGCCAUCAUGCAAUGGGAUUGAUCUGGUGCAGUCAUCAGACCCAGAUCAAGCCCAAUAGCUGUGCCCAUUGUCUUCUUCUACUGUGAGCAGAAAGAAGAGUUGUGGAUUCAGUGGCGGCUUCCCAGCUCCACAAAGCCCCUCUGAUGGAAGGGUAGGACUUGGGUUUGCUCCUUGCUGGGACUCUAGGUAAAUAUCCAUAGGAUCUGACUGUAUGCAUCUCUUUUGUUUGGCAGGCAAAUGGAAGCCAGUUGAGAUGGAAGGCUGUGAGCUCUGCCCCAUUCACCCGACUUGUCUUCACAGCUCAGAAGGAAGCCAUGGUCAAAUUAUCUCCAUCUGUUUGCAUAUAGGUUGUUUGCGGAGGCUCCUAAAAGACUAGAGUCUCUCUCUUUUGUCCUCAGGAUGAUUUGGG
Messenger RNA from Podarcis lilfordi (Lilford's wall lizard), 28350 nucleotides. Lineage: Eukaryota; Metazoa; Chordata; Lepidosauria; Squamata; Lacertidae. The record is from the annotation of a GenBank genome assembly.